UGCACUUUGCACCUUGCCCAUGAAUGAUAAAUACAUUCCCCCAUAAGUGAAUAAAGUAGAAAUUAGAGAGUCACAUGGUGCUUAUUUUGUUAUCAGGUAAAACGUUUCGGAUAGAAGAAAAGAAGAGAAAGAAAGAAAAAGAAAAUAAAAGAAAGGAAAAGAAGAAAAGGUAUACAAAAGAGGAGAAGAAGAAUAUCCACGGAGAAAGAGAAAAGCAUACAACAACGGACAAGAAACGUUCCAGGAGCCCAGAUAAAAGCCCCAUGUACUCAGAAGAAGAUUCGAGGGGAAGCAGAAACACCAGCGCCCCUUGAUAUCAAUAAUUACCACCUUAUAAAACAGCUAGGCGAAGGGAGCUUUGGCAAGGUGA
Messenger RNA from Xenopus laevis (African clawed frog), 370 nucleotides. Its product is annotated as nucleolar protein 58-like. The record is from RefSeq and is a predicted model, not a curated record. Bases 75 to 314 code for a protein of 79 amino acids. Lineage: Eukaryota; Metazoa; Chordata; Amphibia; Anura; Pipidae. The transcript is spliced from 2 exons.